Messenger RNA from Kalmanozyma brasiliensis GHG001, 1365 nucleotides. Its product is annotated as Tubulin/FtsZ, 2-layer sandwich domain protein. The transcript has a single exon. The coding region runs from base 1 to 1365 and encodes 454 amino acids. Lineage: Eukaryota; Fungi; Basidiomycota; Ustilaginomycetes; Ustilaginales. Gene Ontology annotation, molecular function: GTP binding; structural constituent of cytoskeleton. Gene Ontology annotation, cellular component: cytoplasm; spindle; centrosome. The record is from RefSeq and is a predicted model, not a curated record. Gene Ontology annotation, biological process: mitotic cell cycle; microtubule nucleation; mitotic sister chromatid segregation.
AUGCCGAGGGAGCUCAUCACACUUCAGGCCGGACAAUGUGGCAACCAAAUCGGGUCUCACUUCUGGGAGCAUCUGUGCCGCGAACACGGCAUCGCAAAGGACGGCACAUUGGAAGAGUACGCCGCCGAGGAGCAGGGCGGCGAUCGCAAGGAUGUCUUCUUCUAUCAAGCAGACGACGAGCAUUACAUCCCAAGAGCCAUUCUCGUAGAUCUGGAGCCAAGAGUCAUCAACAACAUUCUCUCGGGGCCAUAUAAGAACCUGUACAACCCGGAAAACAUCUACAGCAGCAAGACUGGAGGAGGAGCCGGUAACAACUGGGCGCAAGGCUACGCGGCGGGCGAGAAGAUUGCAGACGAACUCAUCGAGAUGGUCGAUCGAGAAGCGGACGGAAGUGACAGUCUCGAGGGCUUCAUGCUGAUGCACUCGAUCGCGGGUGGUACGGGCUCCGGUCUUGGCUCUUUCCUCCUCGAAAGAUUGAACGACGCCUACCCAAAGAAGCUCAUCCAAACCUACAGUGUCUUUCCCAACUCGGAAGAGACCUCGGAUGUUGUUGUGCAGCCAUACAACUCGCUGCUCUCGAUGAAGCGCCUCACCAACAACGCCGACAGCGUCAUCGUCCUCGACAACGCGGCACUGAGCAGAAUCGCGGCAGACCGCCUUCACCUUCAGAACCCAAGUUACAGUCAGACCAACCAGCUCGUGGCCACCGUCAUGGGCGCGUCGACCACCACACUACGCUUCCCCGGCUACAUGAACAACGAUCUCGUCGGCAUGAUUGCUUCGCUCAUCCCUACGCCAAGAGCGCACUUCCUCAUGACGUCGUACACCCCCUUCACAUCCGACAAUGUCGAGCGAGGCAAAGCCACCAUGAAGACCACCGUGCUUGAUGUCAUGCGCCGUCUGCUCCAGCCCAAGAACCGCAUGGUCAGCACGCUCGGCGCUUCCAAGUCCAGCUGCUACAUUUCCAUCCUCAACAUCAUCCAAGGCGAAGUCGAUCCACGGGACGUGCACAAGUCGUUGCUGCGUAUUCGCGAACGCCAUCUGGCCAGCUUCAUCCCGUGGGGCCCCGCCUCGAUCCAGGUCGCGCUGUCGAAGCGAAGCCCGUACGUGCCCAGCUCGCAUCGCGUCAGCGGCCUCAUGCUCGCCAAUCACACCGGCAUCGCGAGUCUGUUCAGGAGGAUGGUGGAUCAGUACGACAGGUUGAGGAAGAGGAGCGCCUUCCUGGAGAUGUACAAGCGCGAGCCCAUGUUUGCCAACGACCUGUCCGAGUUCGACGAGGCGAGGGAGACCGUGGCCGAGCUGAUGGCCGAGUACAAGGCGGCGGAGAGCCCGGAUUACAUUACGGGUCAGCCAGACGAUCUUUGA